This is a messenger RNA of Dovyalis caffra, 285 nucleotides long. The record is from the annotation of a GenBank genome assembly. Lineage: Eukaryota; Viridiplantae; Streptophyta; Magnoliopsida; Malpighiales; Salicaceae.
AUGAUAUUUCCAACACUUGCAAAUCCUGAACCAAACCACUUGAACGAUGUUUUGUUUAUACUUGGAGGUGAUGGGUUGGUUUCAGAGGGCAUGGUUUAUAUAGGUGAAGAAGAUCACAAGAAUGGCAAGACAGUGGCAGAAAAGAGUAUUAGAGAGUUGAAGGAUUUUGCACAAAGUUAUCCACAAUUUUGUCAAGAAAUUAAGACAGGUUCUCGGUCUGCAGACAACGACAGGUACCUUUGUUUGUCUUUGAGUCCCAUUACUGGGAACUUGGUGUCCUCUUAG